GUGAUUCGCAUUCUGUUUGUCCUCUGAUACUCGUGAGCAAAUAUAGUGCGUUUUCAUUGUGCGUGUCUCUAGGCAUCUUGCAUAUAAAUUCGCGGUAGAGCAGCUGUUCGCAUUUUCGCUGCUACCAAUUUACUGCACGGUGUUGCAAUAAGCUAAUUUACAAGAAAGAAAUAAUGGCCCAGGAGUUCGUCGAGACAAAAUUAAAAGGGGACAAAGUCGUUUUGUUUUUGAAACCGUCGUGUCCGUAUUGCGUGAUGGCAAAGGAGGUUCUGUCCAAGUAUAAAUUCAAAGCUGGACACCUGGAGUUCAUCGAUAUAAGUGGAAGAAACGAUAUGAGCAAAAUUCAGGACUACUUCCUUGAGAUAACCGGAGCUAGAACCGUGCCGCGGGUCUUCAUUGGAGAGGAGUGUAUAGGUGGCGGCAGUGACGUAGCUGAACUGGAUAAGAACGGGAAGCUGGAGGGGAUGCUGCUGUCCAUCGGUGCUCUGCAGUAAAUUCAGGGCGGGGCCAGGAGGGUCACAUGACCAGGCAGCGGGACUUGCGCAGUUGUCUUCUCCGCUGCUGGUACUCGCUGAGCUCCUGCAGGUAACCCCUGGACGGCCAGCGGACCCUCUCCACCUGCUCCCGCUCCUCGUCUGAAACACAGCCCCACCACCCCCCACCACCCGAUAAAGAAGACGCUGUCACCACGACGAUGAUGGUUCAUACACUGCCCCUCAACAGUACCCUGGAUUUCCAGGAACCCCCCCAAACCAGCCCAAUUUUUUAACCAAUGACGUAUUGCUGCCAGGUCACAUGGUUUAAUAUGAAGGCAUUAACGGCCAUUUUUUGGUAUUUAUCAUAGACAGCCUUACAAGAAAUGACCAGACCAAAAAAAGAACCCUCAUUUAGUUUUCAGUCCUUGUAGGUUGCUUACCAACAGUCUUUGCUAGAUGUAGGUCCUAUACUAUGUUGUAACUAAACACAUUGUACUUUAGCCCUUUCUAAAAUGGGGGGGGGGGGGGAAGCCCGUCCAAUAUAAAUGUACUGGAAAUCUGUUGUUCUCUAUAGAAUUAGAUGUGCUGAAUCCUAUUAAAUCAAUUUAAAUACAUCAA
This is a messenger RNA of Anguilla rostrata (American eel), 1094 nucleotides long. RefSeq names its product glutaredoxin (thioltransferase) (gene glrx). Gene Ontology annotation, cellular component: mitochondrion. Gene Ontology annotation, molecular function: glutathione disulfide oxidoreductase activity. NCBI's taxonomy places the organism in Eukaryota, Metazoa, Chordata, Actinopteri, Anguilliformes, Anguillidae. The record is from RefSeq and is a predicted model, not a curated record. The transcript has 3 exons. Bases 174 to 494 code for a protein of 106 amino acids.